GCUCUGCAAACGUUUCUGAUUUAUGCUUCCAAUAUAAAUAUGAAAUACGUGUAGAUAAAGUAUAUAUCAUAUAGAAAUAUAAACGACUGUAAAAUAUUGUAAACUGUUUCUAGCUAUCCACGCAUCAUUUCGGUACAACACCAAGAUCCACCAUGGAAUUACCAGGGCCACGUCAAUAAUUCAGACAGGUAUUGGGCUUGGGGUAAUUUACGUCACAUGACACGCUGAGCCUUUCGCGUCACGUGUCUGUAUUCAAGUUUCAGGAAACUUUUUUUCUGGGUAUGAAUCAGGAGCGGCUUGGGCCCGCCCACCCUCGACGCGAUUGGCUUUACUGGUCAUCUGUAGGAUCUUGAUUGGUUAUGAACGUCUUUCAAUCACAGUCAUAAUGCGAACGCACGCCCCCCUUCUUUAAACUCUGUUUGAGAAAUUGAUAUCCUCUCAAAAAGUAAGGACAAUAAUUAUACCUGGAAGAAAAAGUUGAAGUUUUCUAUUUUUAACGAAAAAUAUCCGGCACGUGUUGGGACCGUAAGGGGUGAGUUGAGAGAUUGGGCGCCCAAUCCCGCCAGCCCGCCCCACACAUAAUUAGCUAAUUUGUGAGGAAGUUUCAUUUCAGGGACUUUUUGUAAGCACACUGCAAUGGAGAAAUUUGUCAAGAGCAGUGCACAGGCAACUGGGGAACCAUGCAAGUCAAGUAAAGAGACGUAGAUCCAUAGUCUAUAGAUACUUAUGAAUGGUGCACACUGGGAUGGACCAGUUGCACUGUUAGUAGAAAACCUCAUAUUUCUACAGGUAUAUUUAAAUAGCUGGGAAGGGCUUAGGGAUGGAGUUCAGUGAGAGCAUCCUCUGUGCUGCUGGCGACUUAGAGUUGGACCCUGAGAUUGUGAGCGAGGAGGCUGGCAAGGUCUACUCUGAGCUACAGUCCGUGAUCGAAGCCCACGGGCCUGAGGCAGUGGAGCCACUGGUGCCCAUUCUGGUGUGGGUCCUGGAGGGACUGGCGAGCUGCCGGGUCCAGCUGAAGGAAAGUGAGGAAGAAGCUGAGAGGGAGAAGGGGGAGCGGAAGGAGCUGUUGGAGAGGUUUCAGAGUGAGAGAGCCCUGCGCAAGGAGAGCCAGGAGCGGUACCUGGAGCUGGAUGACCAGUUCGAGCAGGAGCGAAGGGCGAUGCGGGGCAGAGAGAAGGAGCGAGAGCAGAGGGAGCGAGAGCUGGAGAGAAAAGCGCGAGAGCAGGCCGACCAGCUGGUGGCCCUGGAGGAGCAGAAAUCCAUCCUCGCUCGAGACCUGAGCACUUUGAAACACACGCACAAUAAGCUGCUGCACAGUUACCGGGACCUUCUGGAGCGGAGGAGGGACUCGGAGAGGGGAGACGGCUCUCUGUCUCCCAGAAGUCCCCUUGGGCAUUCGAAACCUUCCGAAGCUUCAGUCUUGCAGAUGAAAUCAAGAGUAGAAACUCCCCCAGAUCGCCGCCCUUUGGAGGCCCUCAAUCCCGAGGACAGGCGAGCAGGCGAGGAUGGAGAGGCAGGUGCUGCGUCCUUCUUAGAAGCCAUCAUCAACUCCACGCCUGAGCUGGCGGAGGUGGAUCGCCUAGCUGAAGCCAGCGGAGCUGAACCUGGGAACGUGAGCGACCUCAGGAUGGAACAUGAGGCCAGCGGGCAGGCAAAUGGAGAUGUGGGGAGGAACGACGGAGAGGAGGAGGAGGAGGAUGACGAUGACGGAGAGAGCCUGGAAUGGGAGCUAAGGAACACUGACUCUGUCUUCUCUGAGCUGUCCGAGCUGAGUCAAGAUUAUGUGGAGAGCGUGGACCGGGGGGCCAGUGUCCGAGGCAGUGCAGACCAGCAAGAGGGCAUCCUGUCCCAAUAUGAGGAACUGAAACGCACCAACGAACUGAUCGAUGGUGCCCGUAGAGCGCUGAUCAGCCGCGUGGAGGAACUGACCAGUGAGAGGGCUUCCCUGAGCUGCGAGCUGGCAUCGUACCGUGAAGCUGUCAUGCGUUUGGAGGGGAAGGUCAAGGAGCUGGAGGAAGACGUCAAGCGACUUCACAAAGAACUGGAACAAAAUCCUGGAGAAGAUUCAGAGUCGUCCCUGCCCGGCACCGGACGGCGGUUUUCCCGCUCAGAAAUGGCACGGGUGGUGAUGGAGAAGAACCAGUAUAAGGAGCGCCUGUUUGAGCUGCAGGAGUCCAUACGAAGGUCCCAGGCUCACAGGCCCUCGAAGGAGGACAGGAGUGUUGAGGAGAGGAGGACAGGCGUGUGGAGGAGGUUUAACCGCUUGUUUGGUCUGACCAAGGACCCCUUCCCGCCACCCCCUGGCCUGCUGGGUGGCCCCCCCUCAGCGAUGGCAGAGCAGAGGCUCUCCCCCUUGCAGAGCCACCGGCAGCAGUUGGCCGUGACCCAGACUCAGACUGACAGUGCCCCGGACUCCACCCUGUCCCCGCGGGUCAGGAGAAAGGAGUUGUACCGAGACAUCCGGUCGCACGUGUGGAGCACUCUGGGUAAACGACAGAUUCACGGCUGGAGCAUGCCUAUCCCGCAGCCGAGCUCGCAGGUUGGCAAUGGUGCUCCACCAUCCGAGCCCAAGGAUGUUCCCAUUCUAGUGCAGCUGCGACUGUUAGACCAGAGAGACGCCAGUGCCAAGCUGACGUGUGCAGCAGCCGUCACGCCCGAGAUAUCGGGCGACCCCAUGUGUUCAGUGUGGGUCAUGUCUGGCCCCGCCUCCAGCAGUGAUGUCACAGUGAUCGACCCCACACGCUCCAACACUGUCCUGGAUCAGUUCAGCCUCCCGCCCACCUCCCCUGCACUCUGUCUCUGUGCUGUGCCCCCUGCUGAAGGGGACUCCUCAGGAACGGUGUGGAUAGGCACUCAGGAUGGAAGCAUUUUAGUUCACUCAGCAUCCACAGCUAGGAGGAGCUGUCUGCAGUCAGUCUCUCUUUCUGAAGGAGUGCACUCUCUAACGUAUUUUCAGGGUCAUGUGAUUGCUGGAUUAGCCAAUGGGUCGCUUUGUUUCUUCAGCCGCAAUUCUGGUGACUGGGAUCUUCAGUCUCGGGAAAUGUUGGUCUUGGGAUCAUCUCCAGUGCAGCCCCUCCGUUGUGUCCUGGGUCGAGGGGAUCGGUUAUGGGUGGGAUACUGGAACCAGAUCCACGUUGUUGCUAUAGAGGGCCGUAAAGUGGAGCACACGUUCAGCGUGUCGGAGCACCACGAGCAGCAGGUGCGCUUCCUGUGCUCAGCGGCGUGCGGGGUGUGGGCCGCCUGUCGGCUGGACUCCACCCUCCGGCUCUUUGACUGGGCAAGCUGUCGGCCCCUGCAAGAAGUGGACUUGGCCCAAUUAGUCACAAAAACACUAGGCCCAGCCUUCCUUUCACUCUCCCCUUUACAGAUCUCAUCUCUGUCCGUCAUCUGUGGCCGGUUAUGGGUGGGAACUGGCAGUGGUGCCAUUUUCUCCAUCCCAAUGCUGCUCAGUUCUGAGGCCUCUAUCCCAUAUUGCACUUUGGCUGGAGCUCAGCUGUGUUACCAUGGACACCGUCAGGCUGUUAAAUUCAUCAUCUCUACCCCAGGCUGCUUAAACCUGCCCUCCACUGGCGGAUCCUCCAUUUCCACCUCCCGGCUUAUUCUCAGUGGAGGCGAGGGGUACAUCAAUUUCCGCAUAGGGGAUGAUGGGAGCGAUAGCUUGCCUGAAGCUGUCCCUCAACGUUCUGAGCGCAGUCACAUGAUCAUCUGGCAGAGCUCCUCCCCCUUGCUUCCAAGCCCCGCUCUCUAAUGGUUGCUGUUGUUAAUCCCUCACAAUAGCUCUGCUGUAGGUGUGCCUACCUGAAGUCUGAGCACUGGUGUGCAAUACUUCAUGAAUGUCCAUUUUGGAUUAUUGUCAUGCAGAGUAAUACAUGAUCUACAAGUGACAUUUGUCUCUGGCUCUUAUACAAUUUUUACCUCAUGUCACAUGGUGAAAGUUUUUUUUUUUUUUGGCAAGAGCACAGAUCACUUGUCAUAAUUACCUGCUUUUACAUGAACAAUGUAACCAUAGAAAGAUCAAUGGUUUUACUGAGAAUCAGCAAUAGGCUUGGGCGGUGUAUAUUUUUUUUCAUACCAUCAUACAUUCUAGACAUUGUACCCUGGUAUAUGGUAUAUAACUAAAAAAAAUAAUAAUCUGUAAACUCUGGAAUCAGCGAGAGCCUAGCUGGGCUCAUCAGUGUGGGGGCUGAACGUUAGGGAAACAUGAAGACAACACCACUUUGUUGUCGGAGUUAACCAGAAUUUGGGCAAGAUUUGCUUCAAAUUAUAUCCAAUAUUAGUCCUGCGUAAAAAUUGUCGGCACAAGCAAAUUUUCGUUCCUACUUCCAAAUAAUUGCUGUUGAACUUGUGCAGGGAACGUAGCCAUUUCAGUGUAGAUUUCUAUUUUUCAUAUGUAAAAAAAGUUGCAACUUCUGUGUUUCAGGUAACUUCACGUGCACAAUGUUCACAAAUACUCUCCAUACAAUGAAAAUUAAACCAACGGAAUGGCCACCACUAUUUUUUUUUUUUUUUUAAAUAUUAAUCCUGUGUUACCCCUCGCAGUCGCCGUCUUUCUGAGCAGUAGUCUAACCUCUGGUGGCGUGUGCUGUGCACUACAAUAUGUCACCUCGAUACCACAGGUCCGUAUCACAUUUGAAAGAGGAGCGCCUGUAUAAAAAAAACAAUACCCCAGCAUUUAAAUCGCGAAGGUAUGCCGUAAUACCGCCCAAGUCUAUUCGGCCUGCCGUUUUCAACUGUGAACCGUUUGACUCCUUGUACAUGCUGAACAAAGCUUUUUCGUUUUGGUGUGUCCUGGCACUCUGGUGGUUUGCAUUGUUAACAUCGUUGCUUUAUAGGAAGUGCCUCUUCAUGAAUGUUCUGUCUUGUUUACUGAUGUAUUUUAUUACUUUUAUUUUAAGUUAAUUAUUUAAGUUCUUGGUAGCAGGUGUGGGAACAAAGAUGUUUUAUGUAAAUGAGUAAUGGUUUGACUUCAGUGUUACAGCUGGACCCUUUCUUCUGCAGUGAGCUGUUGUGUCUAAUUGUAAUAUCCUAUCAGUCAUGAAACAAAACAGCUAUUGUAAAUACAGUAUUCUUUCAGAA
This is a messenger RNA of Brienomyrus brachyistius, 5076 nucleotides long. RefSeq names its product C-Jun-amino-terminal kinase-interacting protein 4. Gene Ontology annotation, biological process: vesicle-mediated transport. Bases 821 to 3748 code for a protein of 975 amino acids. Lineage: Eukaryota; Metazoa; Chordata; Actinopteri; Osteoglossiformes; Mormyridae. Gene Ontology annotation, molecular function: kinesin binding; JUN kinase binding; MAP kinase scaffold activity. The transcript is spliced from 28 exons. Gene Ontology annotation, cellular component: cytoplasm. The record is from RefSeq and is a predicted model, not a curated record.